UGACCAGGGCUGUUGCUUCAUUAGCCAACAGCUUGGCCGAAGACGGCCCCUCGUCUGAUCCAAUCCCUGUUGAAACGGCCCAGGGCUCGCCUCCAGACACACGGGGGGGAGAGGGGAUCGGCCAAAAUGGCGAAACUAGCCCUUAAUUAGUCCGAUCCAGGUGUUGUUAAUGAGCGCGAGGCAGCGGGGACGCACGUGGACACACUUCACAGCAGGAACAUACAGAGGCAAGGUCGAUGCGCUCUCAGAUGGAUUAUGCUAUGAAGUCUCUCACCCUUUUGACCCCGUCCUCCCUCUCCAAGUGUGUGACAGCCAGCGUGUCAGCCAGCGCUUCCAUGACCCAGCAGCUCCUGUCGGGUCGAGCUCCUCGGCCGAAGCCCUUCAGAGUCACAAAUGCCGACCGCGGCGUGAAGAAGGGCAUCAUGGCAGAUGCGCUAGAAGACCUGAUGAACAAGGUCAGCGACUCGCUGGGUGUAGCGUGCAUCAGCGCGUUGGUGCUGGAUGAAGACGGCACAGGCGUGGACACAGAGGAGUUCUUCCAGACGCUGCCUGAUAACACUGUCCUCAUGGUCCUGGAGAAAGGACAGAAGUGGACCCCACAUUCAAACAGCCCCCCCAGAGAUCCGCUCAGGGAGCGCGGGCUGCUGCAUCGGACAGAUGUGGCCAGGCUGACGUUUGACCUCUACAAGAACAACCCCAAGGAUUUCAUCGGCUGCCUGAACGUGAAAGCAACCCUGUAUGGUGUUUAUUCUCUCUCCUACGAUGUGCGCUGUUAUGCUGCUAAAAAGAUGUUGAAAGAGGCUCUGCGAUGGACCAUCUUCUCCAUGCAGGCCACAGGCCACAUCCUGCUCGGCUCCUCCUGCUACAUCGAGCAGCUGCUGGAGGAGGAGGAGCAAGCGGAGAAGGGCCUGGCGCUGCCACAGGAAAGCAGGAUCAGGCAGCUGCAGAGCAUGCUGCUGGGAAAGAGCUCCUCCUGAUGAUGGACUCGAGCUGACAAUGGUUGAGUGGACAUAUUGUCCAUUCUUAGCACACAGAUGGAACCUGUUUGGAGACAUGUCAGAUAUUGCAACAGUCUCUUCUCACAGUCACUUUCUUGCUCUGUUACAUUUUUUUUUUUUUUUUUUUGUCCCAUAUGUAUAUAGAACCAAACACUAAACAUUGUUCCUCAGAAAGCACUUUUACUCACCACUAUGUAACUUUUUUCCUUUGGAAAUGAAUAAAUAAAACAAACACUU
Xiphias gladius (swordfish) is the source of this 1235-nucleotide messenger RNA. RefSeq names its product cell death inducing DFFA like effector c (gene cidec). The record is from RefSeq and is a predicted model, not a curated record. Bases 237 to 977 code for a protein of 246 amino acids. Lineage: Eukaryota; Metazoa; Chordata; Actinopteri; Istiophoriformes; Xiphiidae. The transcript is spliced from 6 exons. Gene Ontology annotation, biological process: regulation of apoptotic process; apoptotic process.